This is a messenger RNA of Fundulus heteroclitus (mummichog), 3130 nucleotides long. RefSeq names its product methyltransferase like 11B (gene ntmt2). The record is from RefSeq and is a predicted model, not a curated record. The transcript is spliced from 4 exons. Lineage: Eukaryota; Metazoa; Chordata; Actinopteri; Cyprinodontiformes; Fundulidae. Bases 124 to 1005 code for a protein of 293 amino acids. Gene Ontology annotation, molecular function: N-terminal protein N-methyltransferase activity. Gene Ontology annotation, cellular component: cytoplasm. Gene Ontology annotation, biological process: N-terminal protein amino acid methylation.
AUCACUCAGCCAGACAGAUAUAGCCGCCCGCGGCAGCACCGGCAUCCCAGACAGAAGCUGCAGACGCCACGGCUUCAGUCACCUUCACGCUGCUUCUGGAGAUCAGCACUGGCGGAAAAAAGCAUGGAGAUUACGCUUGACGAUGAAAACAACAACUCUUCCCCAAACUUUGAGUUCAAAGGGGCUCACCAGGCGUUCAGGGACCGCUGGAAGGAGACAGAUGACACCAUGUGUCGCCACAGCAUGUCCUUCCAUCUGCACCACAAGCUGCAGAGCGACUUCUUCGCCAGCUACCUGUACCUGCUGGAGAAGAUCCCUCUGGUGAAGCUGUUCCCUGUCACCUGCGAGUUCAUCAAGGGGGAGAAGCAGUUCUACUACCGGGCCCAGAAGUUCUACGAGGACGUUUCUGCCUCUGAGGAGGGCAUGAUGGGAGAUUUUGUGGAGAUCUCCAACGUUGAUCUGGAAAGUUCCCGUCAGUUUCUGAAGAGGUUUGUGGGACCCGGUAAAGCCGGCACGUACUGCGCUUUGGAUUGUGGGUCUGGGAUCGGACGCGUCUCCAAAGGCGUCCUCCUCCCUGUGUUUGAGAAGGUGGAGAUGGCGGACAUGAUGGAGCACUUCCUCCUCCACGCACACGAGGAGUAUCUGGGCGACGACGCCGACCGCAUCGAGACCUACUACUGCUACAACCUGCAGGAGUUCACGCCUCCAAAGAGCAAGUACGACGUCAUCUGGAUGCAGUGGGUGGCAUGCCACCUAACAGACAAAGACCUGCUGAACUUCCUGAUUCGCUGCAAGAAGAGCCUGCGUCCCAACGGCGUCAUCGUCAUAAAGGACAACAUGGCCCGGCAGGGCUGCAAGCUGGACCCCAUCGACAGCAGCAUCAGCCGCCACCUGGACAUCAUGAAGGUCAUCAUAUCCAAGGCCGGCCUGGAGAUCCUGGCCGUGGAGAAGCAGGAAGGCUUCCCUGAGAUCAUCAUGCCGGUCUGGAUGAUCGCCAUGAAGUAGAGCUGCAGUUCAGCUCCUUCUGGAAACUGUUUUUGGGUCAACACCAAACACCUUGGCCUGAGUUUUAAAUUACAGCAUGCAUGGUUCUGGAUGUAGCGUCCUGCUAACGAGAUGGCGUGAGGCGUUAGCCUGCAGGUUUGCUCUUAAUUUGCCUCCUGGUUGUUGGGUGGAGAAAAAAAACUACUACUGUUGGCCAAAGAAAGUAAAACAACCAGAUCUCAGGAGUCUAAAUGUCAGACCUGCAGUCUUUUUAUUGCUAAAUUUUCCCUCUAGUCGAUCUCACGGCUAGGCUCCAACGGUAGCUGCUCCCAAAGAUAAACCUGCAUCUUCUCCUCUGAAAACACAGAAACAAAAUCUUAAAAGUAGUUUAUUUGCUUUUAGAAAUCAGAAUAUCCAACUUUAAAAGUCUUAUUUCCCACAACAAGCCAUGCUAAGUGUCCAAAAUGGCCGCCGCUAGCAUGAAACAGUGAAAGUUCCCAAACUGAGCCGAUUAUUGGACCUUCUGAUGGAUUUUUGUGUCAGUAAACCAGUCACACACACAGUGUUGUUGAAGCUCUGUGGUGUUUGAAUGUUUGCAGAUUGUAUAUUGUUAUUGGUUUGGAUUGCUAACAGUAGUUAGCAUUUAGCAUUUAGCUGGUUUUCAGACCUGCGAAUGAAGCGUGUUUAACUUGGGAGUGAAGUCCUUUUGUUAAAAGGCAGAAAGCUCUUUUCUAAGCACCAUAAAACAAAACCAUCCAAGUUAAGUUAUCAUCGGAUCAUUGGACCCGUCAGGUGAUUUGUUUUUUUUUAAAGAAUAAUCCAAAAAUUGCUCAAACCGGGGAGAUUAAAUCCUGAUGUUUUCCGUCUCUCACUCAAACUUUCCAUCACUCAGGAAGAUGACGUCAAAAUACUGGAAUUUCGCCUCUUCAGACAGAAACGAACUCCUGACCCAGAAGAACCCUCCACCUCUUCCUGGUUUGAGUCCCGGUUCACAGCGACGGUCAUGGCUUGAAGGCACCAAUAGAAUCACAUCAACUUAAAAACGCAAAGACGAGACUCAGCCUUCCAGCUACAUCCUGGGAUCUCGUCCACGAAGACCUCCAACAGGAUCAGAGACAAGAGGAGGAGGCUGUAAAAGUCUGAGUUAGUCAGAAGAAAGUUAAUGAAACGUGGAUUCUUGGUGAAAUUAGAUGAUAUAUCCAGAUCCAUGUUCCACGUUGAUACCACGAGUCUUAAACCUUCAGGGUUACAUCGAUGCGUUGGCACAAAGGUCACAACCUCAGGCUGAUCCGUCCGUCUUUAUCUUCUUCAACGUUAUUUACUGGAGAUGCACAGAUUUAAAGCUUCCCAUUUUUACUGAUAUGAUAAAUAAUAUCAAGAAUCCUUAUUGUCAUUAUGUGCUGCCAUAAUGAAACACACACAGACACAAGACAUGACGCUUUCACACUUUUAUUUAUUUCCAUUAAAUCAGUUCAUUGCACAGACUAACAACCUUCCUGAGAAGCUUAAAUCGUGAAAAUAGUCCUUAGGAUCCAAUCAGACUCAUGUCCGAGUCAAAAAGUCAGAUAGCCAUUCUUCCUUUUACAAACGACGUGGAGAACCGGACUGUAGCGUGAACUAAUCCCCCAAACACUCCAUCGUUUAUACACUCAUACCCGCAGGAAAUACUGUGUGAUAAGUUUAAACCUUCAAGUUACAGAAUAAUAUGCAUAUAUAGUAUUUAUAUGUUCCUACCCUUUGCAUUAAACAUGACCACACUGCUGCAGCUAAACGACCCACAAUGCAGCGCUGCAUCUCUGUCACCUGACCAAAGCCCCACCUGAAAUAAGAUGUUGUCCUAUUUAUCAGUUAUUAUUUAUCUUACUAUCAGUUUUAUCUUAAAAAUGCUUAACCAGGUGCCCUGACACACCAUUUCUGACUUUUCUUUGCCAUUGUUGCGUUUUUGCUUGGAUGUGAUUUCAGUUUAUUUUUUCUCACACUGGACCUUUAAUGUGAUCUCUGCAGUGAAACACUGCAACAGAUGUAAAUAUUUUUGUUUGAAUGUAAGUAUUUGUUUUAUAUUUUUAUGGAUGAUGUUGCUCAUUAGGUUAUGGUCUGUUCAGGUUAUGUUGAAAACAUAAUUAAACUACACUUUACUGAGCAGAAA